Messenger RNA from Coccidioides immitis RS, 570 nucleotides. RefSeq lists its product as uncharacterized. The transcript is spliced from 5 exons. The coding region runs from base 1 to 570 and encodes 189 amino acids. Lineage: Eukaryota; Fungi; Ascomycota; Eurotiomycetes; Onygenales; Onygenaceae. The record is from RefSeq and is a predicted model, not a curated record.
AUGGACUCCCAGGUGUUGCAGAUUAAUGCCGGCUCCGGGGGAUUGGUGAAGGGUGCUCGAACAGGCAAUUGGUCGGUCUUUGAUGCAAAUCGCGAGACGACACCAGCCCACCACCUCUCUCUCUUGUCUCUGCGCUGUCAGUGGGAGAGAGAGAGGGAUUCCGAGCGCGGCCAUACUCCGUACUUCGGGCCAUCUCCCCUCGACGGGCAUGCUGGCCGGUUCCUCGUCCCACCGGAUGACAUCAGGCUUCCUCCUCCACGAGAGUUGCCCUUGUCAUUGCUUGCUCGCGCCGGCGCUUCUCGAAACGCCAGCCUCACCGCUGGUCAUUCGAUCGAAUCAGCCUCCGCUCGCGUCCCCCCGAAACAGGACCCACCGCAGAACCACCACAUCGCCCUUCGUCUCGCCGACACGCUUGCCACUCCUUUCUUCAGCAGGCUAUUAAUACUCAUUGCCAUACUAUCGGUGUCAUCAGCGCGGAUCCGCGUGGAAGUUAUCGAACUGCAGAGUGGUACUUGGGUUCGACCACCGCCCCCCCCCGUUCCAAUCAUCUCCGUUGGAUCUGGACACUAA